This is a messenger RNA of Wasmannia auropunctata (little fire ant), 1847 nucleotides long. Its product is annotated as poly(ADP-ribose) glycohydrolase ARH3-like. NCBI's taxonomy places the organism in Eukaryota, Metazoa, Arthropoda, Insecta, Hymenoptera, Formicidae. Gene Ontology annotation, cellular component: mitochondrion; nucleus. The record is from RefSeq and is a predicted model, not a curated record. The coding region runs from base 68 to 1108 and encodes 346 amino acids. The transcript has 6 exons.
GCAAGUACAGAAAAGCAGGGUCAGUCGUAGGUUAGAGUUUUGCGUAAUAUUGUAGUAGUAAUCGAGGAUGGAUCCAAUGUUACUGAAAAAUAAAUUUCGUGGUACGAUGCUAGGCGUUUUGGUUGGCGAUUGCCUUGGGAGCCCCUGGGAAGGCUCGACGAUGUCAGGUCGCAAGAAGAUCUUCUUGCAGAAAACGCUGGAUAAAUUGUGGGACACGAAGUUCAGAGAGCCCGUCAUGCAAUACUCUGACGAUUCGGCAAUGACACGCUCCUUAGCUGAGUCAUUGAUUGAGAAGCAAGCUGUGGAUAUUGUUGAUAUAGCUAAGCGAUUUGCAAAAAGUUAUCACGAACAGCCUGAUCGUCGUUAUGGAGCCGGUACUAUAACUGUACUCAAGGAAUUUAAGAAUCAUGUGGAGGAAACAAAUGUAAAAAUCCCAGCAAAGAAUUUAUUUAACGGUGUAGGUUCUUAUGGUAACGGCGGUGCAAUGAGAAUUGCACCUAUUGCGUUAUUCUCAUACAACAAUUACGAUAAACUUUUACAUUAUGUCAAAGAAGUAACGGAAAUUACACAUGCACACGAGUUAGGGAUUGUUGGCGCUAUUUUACAAGCUGUAGCAAUUCAACAAAGCAUACAUUUAGAUCCCAGCGAAGAAUUAAACGUUUUCAAUUUUGUUGACAAUCUUAUAAACAAAAUGGACAAAAUAGAGGGUGAUGCAAGUGGACUAUAUAAAGAGCGACUAAACACAGUAAAGGAUCUACUUUCUGAGGAUGGAGAUGAUCCCAAUGAGCAAAAGGUAGCUGAAGAACUGGGUGUUACUGUCAGAGCUUUAGAGUCGGUCCCUACUGCGAUCUUUUGCUUUCUAAGAGCACAGAGGAGCAUAAAAAAGAUACGAACUUAUAAUUGUCUCAGAAGAGCAAUUCAAUAUGCCAUUUCUUUGGGAGGCGACACAGAUACGAUUGCUAGUAUGACCGGUGCGAUCGCAGGUGCUUUCUAUGGCUACGAAAAGUUCAGCCUACUACUUAUAACGCACUGCGAAGAAUGGGAACGAUUUCAAGAAAUGGCUGACAAAUUGCUGGAUGUAGCAACAUCCAAUGAGAUAAAUAAAUGAAUAGUAUACAUUUAAAAAAGUAUAUAUUAUAUAUAAAAAAAUCGUGAGGAAAUUUUUAUUGAAAUUGUUUUUAAAUUAAUUACCAUUGUUAUGACAUUUAACAACUGUAAUUAAUUGCUAACUAAUUUUGUUAAUAAUUUUGUUAAUGCAAAAGAUUUAUACUCAAUAUUGUAUUUUAUUUACAUUACUCCAUUUAUGAGCACCAUGCUCCAUCCAACAAUUUACUACGUAGACAUAUUUCGUGCUAGAUAUCAAAUUAUAAUUACAACACGCAUUACCAUUUAUAUUUUGCUAUUUUAUGUAUUUCAUAUUCUUUCUGGUGUUAACAUAUUUCAUUUUUAAUACACAAGAAAUAACGAAUACAUCUGGUAACUCAGUUUUAUUUGGAAAACAAAUCUGUAUGACUAGUAUUCAUAAUUCCGCUCGUUACAAAGUUGGACUUAUGUCAGUAUAAUUGCGUUCACAUUAGACUUAUAAUAAAAAUAGAAAAUAAUAUCAAUAUUCCAUAAGUUUUAUGUAAAUAAUAUAUGGGGAUCAGAGAGGAGGAGAGACGUAUAUCGGAAACCGCUUGAAUUCUUUCGUUCCAAUCGGUUUCAUUCUCUCAACGAUCACAGAGAUUUUAAAUACAAGCAUGGCCGCACGAUCAGUCUGUAACUCUAUUAAAGCACAUGCUAAAAGUGCAAGUUCUGUUAUACACAUGUACGUCAAUAAUCCGAUUAAAAGUAGUAUAUGGCAACAA